Molecule: messenger RNA, 3668 nt
Organism: Urocitellus parryii (Arctic ground squirrel)
Lineage: Eukaryota; Metazoa; Chordata; Mammalia; Rodentia; Sciuridae
Gene: Slc6a15
Product: solute carrier family 6 member 15
Biological process (GO): L-leucine transport; sodium ion transmembrane transport
Cellular component (GO): plasma membrane
Molecular function (GO): proline:sodium symporter activity
Source: RefSeq, a predicted model, not a curated record
ACAUACACACACACACACACACACACACACACACACACACCACACGGGCGCGCGCGCAUACGGAUCCGCGCGCCUGUAUCCCGUGCUGUUUCCCUGGCAGACACACAGGCGCUCACGAGUCUUUCCUUGCCAGUCCGCAGGGCAGCGACCCUCUAAACCCAGUCCCAGAGCCCGCCCUUGGCAAGCAACUGCUUCUCUCCGGACAGCUCCUGUGUGGCCUCUGUCACAGCUACCUGGACAAGACCCUUUCUGGACUGCUUCUGGGACGUGGAAACAACAAGAGGUGCUGGGUCAAGACACAGUAACGGUAUCUACAGAAUAUUGGACAUAACAGAUCCAGGAUUCAUAAGACUUUAUCACCUUGAAUCAAGGAUUUAUUUGAUAUUCUCCUAAGUCUUUACUUCAUAUCAAGUAACAUUUUUUUAAAAAGAACACAUUUGCCAUAAGGGAGUUUUUAAAAAUAAUACUUCUCGUAUUUUCCAAUGCCUAAAAAUAGCAAGGUGGUAAAAAGAGAAUUAGACGAUGAGGUUAUUGAGUCUGUCAAAGACCUUCUUUCCAAUGAAGACUCUGUGGAUGAUGCUUUUAAGAAGAGUGAACUAAUUGUUGAUGUCCAAGAGGAGAAAGAUUUAGAAGUUGAAGAAGGAUCUGAAGCUGAAGAUGAAAGACCAGCUUGGAACAGUAAGCUCCAAUACAUCCUGGCUCAAGUUGGAUUUUCUGUAGGUUUGGGGAAUGUGUGGAGAUUCCCAUACCUCUGUCAGAAGAAUGGAGGUGGUGCAUAUCUUUUACCAUAUUUAAUACUACUUCUGGUAAUAGGUAUUCCCCUUUUUUUCCUGGAACUUUCUGUGGGUCAAAGAAUUCGGCGAGGCAGCAUUGGUGUGUGGAACUACAUAAGCCCCAAACUGGGUGGAAUUGGAUUUGCAAGUUGUGUAGUAUGCUAUUUUGUGGCUCUUUACUACAACGUCAUCAUUGGCUGGACUCUGUUUUACUUUUCUCAAUCUUUUCAGCAACCUCUACCUUGGGAUCAGUGUCCUUUGGUGAAAAAUGCUUCACAUACUUUGAUAGAGCCAGAAUGUGAAAAAAGUUCUGCUACCACCUACUACUGGUACAGAGAAGCCCUGAAUAUUUCCAGUUCCAUUUCUGAAAGUGGGGGCUUGAACUGGAAGAUGACUGUCUGCUUGCUGGCUGCCUGGGUCAUGGUUUGCUUGGCAAUGAUCAAAGGCAUCCAGUCUUCUGGAAAAAUUAUGUAUUUUAGUUCUCUGUUCCCAUAUGUGGUACUUGUAUGCUUCCUAACUAGAGCACUCCUUUUAAAUGGCUCAACUGAUGGUAUCCGCCACAUGUUCACCCCUAAGCUUGAAAUAAUGCUGGAGCCCAAGGUGUGGAGAGAAGCUGCUACUCAGGUGUUCUUUGCCUUAGGUCUGGGAUUUGGUGGCGUCAUUGCCUUUUCAAGCUACAACAAGAGAGACAACAACUGCCACUUUGAUGCUGUUCUGGUGUCUUUCAUCAAUUUUUUCACUUCUGUUCUGGCGACAUUGGUGGUGUUUGCAGUUCUGGGGUUCAAAGCAAAUGUUGUCAAUGAGAAAUGCAUUGCACAAAAUUCUGAGAUGAUCAUAAAAUUUUUGAAAAUGGGAAACAUUAGUCAGGAUAUUAUUCCCCAUCAUAUCAACCUUUCUAGCAUUACUGCUGAAGAUUAUCACUUGGUUUAUGACAUCAUUCAGAAAGUGAAAGAAGAGGAGUUUUUGGUUCUUCAUCUCAACUCCUGCCAAAUCAAAGAUGAGCUAAAUAAAGCAGUCCAGGGUACUGGUUUAGCUUUUAUCGCCUUCACAGAAGCCAUGACACAUUUCCCUGCAUCUCCCUUCUGGUCAGUGAUGUUUUUCCUCAUGCUGAUAAAUUUAGGGCUUGGCAGCAUGUUUGGGACCAUUGAAGGGAUCAUCACACCCAUUGUGGAUACUUUCAAAGUGAGGAAGGAAAUUCUUACUGUUAUCUGUUGUCUUCUGGCAUUUAGUAUUGGCCUAAUAUUUGUGCAACGCUCUGGAAAUUACUUUGUUACAAUGUUUGAUGAUUAUUCUGCCACAUUGCCUCUGCUAAUUGUAGUCAUACUGGAGAAUAUUGCUGUAAGCUUUGUUUAUGGCAUUGAUAAGUUUAUAGAAGAUCUAAAAGAUAUGCUGGGCUUUGCUCCCAGCAGAUAUUACUACUAUAUGUGGAAAUAUAUUUCUCCUCUAAUGUUAUUGUCAUUACUAAUAGCUAGCAUUGUGAACAUGGGGUUAAGUCCUCCUGGCUAUAAUGCAUGGAUUGAAGAUAAGGCAUCUGAAGAAUUUCUGAAUUAUCCAACUUGGGGUAUGAUUGUCUGUAUCUCUCUAAUGGUCCUGGCAAUACUUCCCGUCCCAGUAGUCUUCAUUGUUCGACGCUGCAACCUCAUAGAUGAUAGUUCUGGUAACUUAGCAUCUGUGACCUAUAAGAGAGGAAGGGUCCUGAAAGAGCCUGUAAACUUAGAGGGAGAUGAUGCAAGCCUCAUUCAUGGAAAGAUAUCAAGUGAAAUGUCAUCUCCCAAUUUUGGUAAAAAUAUUUAUCGAAAACAGAGUGGAUCACCAACUCUGGAUACAGCUCCCAAUGGACGUUAUGGAAUAGGUUAUUUGAUGGCAGAUAUGCCAGAUAUGCCAGAUAUGCCAGAAUCUGACUUGUAGCUGGAUGGAAUCAGCAGGCUGUCCUUGGUUCAUUUAUCAAUGAACAAAUUGGCUCUACUAAGAGAAGCAUUAGGCUUCACUUAUCAGAGGGCGCUCUCAGGUGUUCCAGGGCUGUGAUCUUUAAUCCUAACAGUAUGCGUCAGUUCAGCUAGAGCAUUCCUUUGGAUUCCUUGGUUUACAUUUGUGCAGAAAGGAUUACAGACAAAGCUUACAAUGACUGAGGUCCAUGUUUGUCAGGAUUUUUUAAAAUACUUUUGGUGUAUAUCAAGUAUUUCUAUCUCUAAAAAAAACAGGUGUUACCUCAGUUUCAAAUCAUUUCUGGAUUUAAUAGUAUUGGCAAAUUGAAAAUGGUAUACCUUCAAAUUUGUAGGUUUGCCUUCAGGGUAACUCCCAAUAUCACAAUGAGCAUUUACAUCAGUUGAUGCCUCUCUGCACAUUUCUAUGAAUAUAUUGUGUAGAUAGGCUGUACUUAUUUUGGUAGCAUUGAUACCUUCUUAGGCAUUUAGUUGAAGAAAACUGCAAAAUAUUUUCUUAUGUAAUAGCUGUAUAGAGCAAUAGUAUCAAAGAGUGAGAAGGCACUAAUGCUGGGAUGAAAGGUCAGAUUUAGAGAGACUGAGGGUCAGGUGAGUGAUGGCUGUAUAUUUUGUGUAAAAUAUAUGUGUGAAAUUGAUCCAAGAAUGAGUCACUCAGCACUCUCAAGAAUCAUGCAGACUCUGCAUUUUUCUUAUGCCGUGUGCCUAAAAACCUACUUGAUAUUUAUUGUGGUUUCAAGAUUACUCAUAGUAUAUUUAUAUAAUAUACUUGUGAUGUAUAUAGAUGUAUAUUGGUACUCUAAGUACUGAUUUGAAAACUUGAAGCAAGAUGGCAUUUUAUUUCGUAUAUUUCUGUUUUGCUUCUGUUUUAUGCAAAUAAAAAUCCUUUUUUAAGUGAUUGUUAAAAUUGUAUGGCAUUACACUUUAAUCUACAAAUAAACAAAGUUUAAAAAUG